This is a messenger RNA of Oldenlandia corymbosa var. corymbosa, 153 nucleotides long. The record is from the annotation of a GenBank genome assembly. Lineage: Eukaryota; Viridiplantae; Streptophyta; Magnoliopsida; Gentianales; Rubiaceae.
AUGACAACCAAAACACCCCUUUACUAUUGCAAAGGUAUCCCACUUUACUUGCCUCCUUAUCCAGCUCUGACAGAAAACCUUUCUCUUCCAAUUCUUGACCUUCAAAUAAGGAUCAAGGCCAUGAAGCAACCAAUUCGGUUCUCUCGCAAAUAA